AUGAGUAAAUUUUAUUCUAAUGUCGAACAAGAAAUUCUCGAUUUUAUUCACCGAUGUCGUGACACGACGACAACAUCAUCUUCCGUUCCAUGUUUAACAACGAUUUCGCUCGAUACAUUCACAUUAGCAAUCGAACAUCUUCAUAGAUUUCUUCAAUUUUUAUUAACUUACACGCCGGAUGUGUCAAUCGAUUUCCAUCAGCUUAUUUCUAUUGUUAGUAAUUGUUCUGAACUGAUGAAUUACAUUGAUACAUAUCAAUAUCUAUUUAUUGAGUAUGCAAUUGAUGAUUACCUACUUCUCGACGAACAUUUCAAUGAAAUUUACGAGAAUGUCAUCAAAAUUCUGGAGUGUAUUCGUCAUUUACCAACAAUCAAUUCCGAAAUUUAUCAUUUAGACAAAGAACUUCGUCUCUAUCUUCCAUUGACUUAUUCUCGCUCAUUAUCAACACAGAUUGUUUCGACGUUAAUCGAUCAAACAUCUCGUUUAUUCUCCUCGUCAUACAAUUCUCUAUCCAAUGACACCGAAGAUGAUGAUAAUAACGAUAAUCAUAAUACGUGCAUCAUGUCAUCCAGUUUUCUCUUUAGUAGUUCACCGUUAAUAAUCAACUAUGAUAACGAUAACAAAAUGAUAAAUCUCAAUCAUUCCGAUUCGUUCAAUGAAUCGCGCUCGAUGAUACAGUUGGAUAAAAUCAAUAUUCGUACGACAAGUUUAACACAUUCACAAUUAACACCAUCAUUUCAAUUUGAUUUAACCGAGUUCGAGCAGAUUGAGAAUGAUUUAGAUCAAUCGAGUGAUUGGAUGAAAAUCGAACGAGAAGUUUUCCAUAAGAUGAUCUCUGUUUGGUCUCAUGAGAAUCUAACAAUUCAAACAAUUAAUCCUUGGUCGAGUGAAACCUUCUGGAUCUUAAUUAUGCAUUUUAAAUGUUCGGAUAUGAAUUUGAAAUACGAAUUCAUUCUUAUCAUCCAAUGGUGUUUUUGUCUGUUAGCUAUUCAAGCUUUCAAUCGUGAUUGGGAUUUGUUAUUUAGUAAAACAUUAACUAAUACAAUAAUGAACAAUCGCUGGCGAACGAUUUACUCGUCGAAAAAUAUUCAUGUCAGUGCAGUCGGUCAUCACCUGAAUCAAAUGUUUCUUCGUCUCAUUCGGAUCGUCGCAAUUUUACAGUACAUGAAAAUUCUCGCCGAUCAAUCCUCAUAUUUAACAUCCUAUUUCAUCAACCUCAUUUCUGUAAAUAUCAACAUGUUGACCCAACAGAUUGAGGGAACAUUUCAUUUAUUAUUGAUUUGGCUCAAUCAACAUGCCGAUGCUUUCAUUAACGCCGAUUUAUUAGAACGAGCAUUACUAAUCUGUACAACUGAUCAUAUGCAAAUAUCCAAAACAAUCGCCUACUUAGCCAAUUCGCUCCGACAGCUAAAAGAUUGUCAGCAACCGAUUACGUCAAUAACGAAACUACAUUCUUCAUGUCAGACAAUUGUCAACGAUACAAUAUCGAAACUAUAUCGUCGUAUUCAUAUCAAUGCAAGUCAAUAUUUUACUAAUAAAUUACCCUUAACAGCAAACGAAUGGCGACUAACGUAUCAGCAAACAUCUUAUAUGAUUACUGCGUGUGAUAAAUUAUUGAAAUCAAUCAUUAGUCAAAUUGAAUGUUUACAUUUUGAUACGAAAUUUAAUAUUUACGAGAAUGUUCUUUCAGCAUUUGUGCAAGCUUGGAUAAUGGUGUUACUCGAACGAAAAUAUCGAUUUUGUGAUGACAUGGUUAACAUCCUCCAAAAAGAUCAUGAAUAUUUGCAAACAUUUCUUUCGGAGAACAUAACCGAUGAAGAAACUGUCCAAGCACUGAAUCAAUCGCAAGCUUUGCAAGAAAUUGCCAGUAUUAUAAAAUUACUAAAAACAGGAGACAGAAACGAAUCGCUGCCUCAUAUACCCAAUCAAGACAAAUGGCUGCAGUCGAGAAAAUCUUCAUCGUCAUUCUUUGAAUGUUUUCAACAAAUCUGUUGUUGUCAACGGCGGAAUCGUGUUACGACGGGUCUGUCGUGA
Adineta ricciae is the source of this 2034-nucleotide messenger RNA. The record is from the annotation of a GenBank genome assembly. NCBI's taxonomy places the organism in Eukaryota, Metazoa, Rotifera, Eurotatoria, Adinetida, Adinetidae.